GCUACCGACAACUUAGCUUGCCUUUGUCCACAAUUCAUGCAUUCUUAAAAUUCCAAAUCCUAUUUUGCUCGCCACUCGCCGUUUCUUCUUAUAUCCGCUUUUUCAUAUACUAUAUAAAAUACUCAAAUUCUUUGAUUCCCAUUCACAUAGCAAACUCAAAAUUUUCUCACUGCAACAAACGAAAAAACUCAUCACAGCAACAGUAAUAUUCCAUUUGGCUGGUUUUAAUCAAAGAUUGUUACAAAAAUGGAAGGUGGUGUUGUAUAUGAGAAUGAUCUCAACCUCAAGGCUACCGAGCUUACACUUGGGUUGCCAGGAACUGAAAGAAAUCAGGAACAAGCAGUUUCUUGUGCUAGAAACAACAAGAGGCCGUUGCCGGAGAGCAGAGAUCAGGAUGCCAAAUCUGAUGUUCCACGUGCUGACCCUGACACACCCCCUGCUCCUAAAGCACUGAUAGUGGGGUGGCCGCCAAUCCGAUCCUACAGAAAAAAUAGCUUGCAGCAGCCUAAGCAGACUGAGGCUGAGUCUUCUGGGAUGUACGUGAAAGUAAGCAUGGAUGGGGCACCAUACCUUAGAAAGAUUGACCUCACGGUUUAUAAAGGUUAUCCAGAGCUCCUCAAAGCCUUAGAGAACAUGUUCAAGUUCACCAUAGGUGAGUACUCAGAGAGAGAAGGCUACAAAGGAUCAGAAUAUGCACCUACUUAUGAGGACAAGGAUGGUGACUGGAUGCUGGUUGGAGAUGUUCCAUGGGAAAUGUUCAUGUCAUCCUGCAAAAGGUUGAGAAUCAUGAAAGGAUCAGAAGCAAGAGGCUUGGGCUGUGGAGUAUGAAAACCCCACAAGCCGAAGCAGCAACCCAAAGAAGCAGGAAAAGAAAAGAUUAUGUUUCCUAUGGAGGGAAAAAAAGAUCUUUACAGCUUGGGUUCUGCAAGAAGAUGUUCAAUCUAAAUCUCUGGGUCGCUCUAUUGACAGAUCCUGAAGCUGGACAGGACACAGAAAAAAUAUCACUGUGAAGUUAAAAGUUGCGGUCAUAGGAUGACGAAGCAAGAUAUGUAGUGGCGUGGAUCUAUGGUUUCAUUCAGCUGAUCAUUGUGCUCUCAUCAACCCAAAACUGUAAAUGGAAAAGUUUUCUUAAAGAAAAA
This is a messenger RNA of Manihot esculenta (cassava), 1139 nucleotides long. RefSeq names its product auxin-responsive protein IAA4. Gene Ontology annotation, molecular function: protein binding. The record is from RefSeq and is a predicted model, not a curated record. Gene Ontology annotation, biological process: regulation of DNA-templated transcription. Bases 247 to 828 code for a protein of 193 amino acids. NCBI's taxonomy places the organism in Eukaryota, Viridiplantae, Streptophyta, Magnoliopsida, Malpighiales, Euphorbiaceae. The transcript is spliced from 4 exons. Gene Ontology annotation, cellular component: nucleus.